UUCCGUAACAUGUACACAAUUUAGUUUGUAGAUGUCAUUUUAAUGGCAUUUUGCAUGCGGCAACUCUUUCUUGAGUCUUCCAGAAUCUGAUGGCCGAAUUCUCAGACAUGCCCUUUAAUCAGACCUAGUUAGGAAAAGGUUAUUAGAAUACUGAAUUUGUAUCUGCAGCUGUCUGCCAGAGGCUCCAUAGGAAUCCUCGCACUUGUCGUCUUCGUGCAGUGACAGUCUAGGAGUUAUGUAACUGGCAUCAGGUACUGCAAGCGCCUGUCUGCGUGGGUAGGAGGACACUGUGCUCACGCAGAACUAGAACCAGGGAGGUGAGUUAGUCAGGCAUUCUGUUUAGAAGUGUCAUACACUGUGCCUCUUGCAGAUGUUUUCCUCUGACACGAGUGGGUAAAACUACAGUGAUGGGCAUCACCUGCUGUGAGAAGAAUGGAUCAAAAGGACCAUGUUUCACAGGUAGUACUACCACCUGCAAGAUGCCUCCCGCUGUGUUGGAUCCCAUGGACAUCUGGGCCGCCGAUACACAGCUCCCUCCAGAUGUCAAUGUGGACAUUCUACUCCCCACUGGAAUCUAUGUGCAGAUGAUGGUACCUCGGGAUGCAUCCAUAUCGCAGAUUAAACAGCUUGCAUGGAAACGUGCACAACGUUACCCCCUUUUCCACUUGCUCGUGGAGAUUGACUCCUACAUGUUCCACUGUGUCAAUCAGACGGCUGUUCAUGAAGAACUGGAGGAUGAGACCCGACGACUCUGUGAUGUUCGACCUUUUCUGCCUGUCCUGAAAUUGGUGUCCAAAAGCUGUAACCCUGUAGAGAAACUUGAUUCCAAAAUAGGGGUCUUGAUAGGAAAAGGUCUCCAAGAAUUUGAUGCUCUUCAAGAUAAUGAGGUUAGAGAUUUCCGUAGUAAGAUGAGGAAGAUAAGCGAGGAAAAGAUGCAGUCCGUGCUUAAUCUUAGCUGGCUGGAAUGGCUUAAAUGCACCUUCCCUCCCGAACUGGAGCCAUCCAUCCAGGACAAUAUUCAGGACCGACUGUAUGGGGGAAACCUUGUGGUGGCUAUCCACUUUGAAAAGUGCCAGGAUGUAUUUAGCUUCCAAGUAUCUCCAAACAUCACCCCUCUAAAGAUGACGGAGCUGGCUAUUCGUAAGCGCCUAACUAUUCAUGGUCGUGAGGAUAAAGAGGUAGAUCCUGAGGAUUAUGUGCUGCAGAUCAUUGGAAGGUUGGAAUAUGUGUUUGAUGAUCACCCGCUGAUACAGUUUCAGUACGUUAGGAACUGUGUAAUAAACAAGACUAUCCCGCGAUUCACGCUUGUCGAGUGCUGCAAGAUUAAAAAGAUGUUUGAAGAAGAGAUGAGUGCAGUCGCGUUGGCUGUAAAAAGGAAAACCUCUGCACCCCCUUUACCGCUGCCACCCAAAACACGUGGUGCCUCUAUGAUGUCUCAUAAUGUCUGGGAUUUGGUUGAACCUUACAAGAUCACACUGAUAAAGGGGAGCAAGCUUAACACUGAGGACACAGUUGUGGUACGGGCUGGCCUGUUCCAUGGCACUGAAUUGCUGUGUAAACCCAUUAUGAGUCCUGAACUGCCAGGCAAAAAUGAUCAUCUAUGGAGCGAGACAUUUGAAUUUGAGAUCUAUAUAUGUGACCUGCCACGGAUGGCUCGUCUCUGUUUGUCUAUCCACAAUGUGUUAGACAAGACCAAGAACAAGAAAGGCAAUAAAGCAUCCAAUCCGAAGUACCAGACCAUUAAGAAAGCUGGGAAAAUGCACUCCCCUGUGGCUUGGGUGAACACUAUGGUGUUUGAUUAUAAAGGACAGCUGAAGACGGGUGAACAUGUCCUGCAUAGCUGGUCUUCAUUUCCUGAUGAACUUGAAGAAAUGCUGAAUCCAAUGGGAACUGUCCGGACCAAUCCUUUUAUUGAGAAUGCCACUGCUCUGCACAUAAAGUUCACGGAGUACCCUAAAAUCAGUAUUUAUUACCCUCUUUUUGAUAAAAUACUUGAAAAAGCUGCAGAGAUUGCAAGACAAAGUGACAGUCUGAGUAUGGUGGGUCGUGGAGGAAAGAAAUUUAACAUUGAGCUGAAGGAGAUCAUGGAGAGGGAUCCACUUUGCCAACUGUGUGAGAAUGAGAAGGAUCUAAUCUGGACCUUGCGGUACGACUGUAGAGAAAACUUCCCCUGUUCACUCCCUAAACUACUUCUGUCUGUCAAGUGGAACAAGCUUGAAGAUGUUGCCCAGCUUCAGGCACUGCUGCAGAUCUGGUCCAAACUACCCCCAAGAGAUGCCCUGGAACUGCUUGAUUUUAACUAUCCUGAUCAGUAUGUAAGAGAAUAUGCUGUCAACUGUCUAAAGAGUAUGAGUGACGAGGAGUUAUCCCAGUAUUUGCUGCAGUUGGUACAGGUUCUUAAAUAUGAGCCUUUCCUGGACUGCGCCCUGUCUCGAUUUCUGUUGCAGAGAGCCCUGGCUAAUCGUAGAAUUGGUCAGUUCCUGUUUUGGCACCUGAGGGCUGAAGUUCACACAUCUACUGUGUCAGUGCAGUUUGGUUUGCUGCUGGAAGCGUAUUGCCGGGGGAGUGUGGGACACAUGAAGGUGCUCUCCAAACAGGUGGAAGCCCUGAACAAGCUACGCACACUUAAUUGUCUCAUCAAGCUGAAUGCUGUAAAGCAAAGUAAGGUGAAGAACAAGGAAACCAUGCUUGCCUGUUUAAAGCAGAGUGCUUACAGGGAAGUGCUUACUGAUAUCCAGUCACCCCUCAAUCCCAGCGUCACCCUUUCUGAACUUGUUGUAGAAAAGUGCAAAUACAUGGAUUCAAAGAUGAAACCCCUGUGGAUUGUCUACAAUAAUAAAGGCUUUGGAGGGGACUAUACUGGGAUCAUCUUUAAGAAUGGGGAUGAUCUGCGCCAGGACAUGCUAGCCCUCCAGUUACUACGUUUAAUGGAUAUGUUAUGGAAGGAAGCAGGUCUGGACCUCAGAAUAGUGCCUUAUGGGUGCCUGGCAACGGGAGAUCGAUGUGGUAUGAUAGAGGUAGUUUCUGCAGCUGAAACCAUUGCAGAUAUCCAGCUUGACAACAGCAAUCUUGCAGCAGCAGCUGCCUUCAACAAGGAUGCUCUACUCAACUGGAUCAAAGAGUACAAUGCCGGAGAUGACCUGCAGCGAGCGAUUGAGGAAUUCACCUUAUCCUGUGCUGGCUACUGUGUAGCUACAUAUGUUCUUGGGAUUGGGGACCGGCACAAUGACAACAUUAUGGUCAGAAAGACCGGGCAGCUGUUUCACAUUGAUUUUGGUCAUAUUCUUGGGAAUUUCAAGUCCAAGUUUAAAAUUAAGAGGGAGCGUGGACCCUUCAUCCUCACCUACGACUUCAUUCAUGUGAUCCAGCAAGGGAAGUCCGGGAAUACAGAAGAAUUUAACAGAUUCCGGCAGUGUUGCCAGGAUGCCUAUCUGAUCCUGCGCAGGAACGGAAACCUCAUCAUCACACUCUUUGCACUCAUGCUGACAGCUGGACUCCCAGAAUUAAGCUCUGUGAAAGAUAUUCAGUAUGUCAAGGAUUCUCUGGCUCUGGGGAAGACAGAAGAUGAAGCACUUAAACAAUUUAAACAAAAGUUUGAUGAGGCUCUGAAAGAGAGUUGGACAACCAAAGUCAACUGGAUGGCACACACUAUGCGAAAGGAUUACAAGUCUUAGCGAAACACCGAUGACCACUUUUGUGCCUGACAAGGCUGUCCUUAAAUUCCUGGCCUCUCCAAAAUGCUCCUGUACGAUGAACGAGUUGGCCGGUGGCUGCACGUGAGAUAUUUCAAAGCUUGUAAUCCCAUGGCAGCGUACCAAUGACACUCAGAAGAAAGAAGAUUUUCAAGAGACCCACCGUAAGAUGAGCAAAUGAGUGAAUCUGUGCAUAGUAACUCAGUGCUGAUGGCAGACAUGAACACCAAGACGGUCUUCUGGUUUCUGAUGUCUUGGGCUCCACGAAUAAGCGGAAAGUGGCAUUUUUUUUUACUUGUUAACAGAUGGUGGAACAGUUUCCCACCAGGCAUUUUAGCAAGGCUCUGGUUUUGCACAUUUUUUUUUCUGGCUAUUGUAGAUGAGCCCUUUUGUUUUAAUCUAUUUUUAAUCUGCAUCUGUUUUUAUAAUAUCAAACAAGCCAAGAGGCCCUGAUUUUACUUCGUACUGAAAUUUUACUCCCUGUCUUCCUAGUAAUUCCAGCUCUGCACUGCCACACUCACAGUAUUCUCUGUAUUUGCCAGCCCCUGGCUCUGAAGAAUGGCUGGACAUGAGUCACAGGGGAAUGCUGUGUCACAAUUUCACAUAUUUUUGGCAUUACUAGCAUUUGUCUUCCAAUGAUGUUUCAACUUCAAGAACAUUGAUUAGCUUUGCUCAGAGAGGUUUGCAAGAUCUCUGCCAUUUGUAAUUAAACGAUUCUUAAGGUAAAUUAAAUUGCAAGCUGUAUAGUAGAAAUCCUAUAUUCGCCAUAAAUCACUACAGAUGUUUGGUUGAUGCCAAGGCUUCACUUCCUACUGUUCACUCACCUCUAGUUGGCCGGUCUCCAAUUUUAAAGAGAGAGCGAAAGAAAAAUUAAGUCGGCAGCUACAAAUAUUGUAGCUGCUAAAUUUUAUUAAAAGGACACUUACCUGUCCAAGGAUCCAGUGCUGUCCUCACUUGGCUGGUUCCGGCAUGUUUACUAAAACAGAACUUCCCCUUUUUAGGGUGAGGUUUCACUUUAAAAUCAUAUCUUCAUAAAUAUUUUUUUUUAUGGAGACCAAAUAACACCCUCAAAAUUAAAGCUGUCUUCCUACCUUACAAUUAUAAUAAAAUGUAAUACAAUUAAUACAAUGUAAAAAAAAAAAAAAAAAUAUGUUUAUUUUUUUUUCUUUAACCUCUAAAAUACCAGCCUGUAAUAUCCCUUCAUUACCAGGCCAUUUUUCAGUUUUAAAUAUAAUGCCAGGACAGUAUCUUUUUUCUAGAAUUGAUUGGAAAUGGAAAAAAUCAUGCUGGUACUGAGGAGGUUAAAACACGGCACUUGGUAUUGGUGCAGUAGAUAUAGCGCAUCAUAAAAUGUACAGGUCACACACAGGAGAUGAAGGGGUUAAUGUGCAGAAUACACCGGGAGAAAGGGCUUAAUGUGCAGGGUAAGAUAAGUAAAUGAGUUCAUAGAAAUAUCAUAGACGUACAGCUCGCUUAGGCCUGGUACACACGAUAGGAUUGAUCCGCGGAUCCG
This is a messenger RNA of Rana temporaria (common frog), 5205 nucleotides long. RefSeq names its product phosphatidylinositol-4,5-bisphosphate 3-kinase catalytic subunit beta (gene PIK3CB). Gene Ontology annotation, cellular component: phosphatidylinositol 3-kinase complex; plasma membrane; cytoplasm. Gene Ontology annotation, molecular function: 1-phosphatidylinositol-3-kinase activity; 1-phosphatidylinositol-4-phosphate 3-kinase activity. Gene Ontology annotation, biological process: cell migration; phosphatidylinositol-mediated signaling; phosphatidylinositol-3-phosphate biosynthetic process. The coding region runs from base 408 to 3674 and encodes 1088 amino acids. The transcript has 23 exons. NCBI's taxonomy places the organism in Eukaryota, Metazoa, Chordata, Amphibia, Anura, Ranidae. The record is from RefSeq and is a predicted model, not a curated record.